Molecule: messenger RNA, 1438 nt
Organism: Caenorhabditis angaria
Lineage: Eukaryota; Metazoa; Nematoda; Chromadorea; Rhabditida; Rhabditidae
Source: the annotation of a GenBank genome assembly
AUGACAAAAUACAACUAUUGGAUUCAAGAAUCGCUGAAAAUUGUGAAAAAUUCGAGAUUUUAUCGAUUUUUCAUUGGAUUUUGGAGAGUUCUCACAACUUGCAAAAGAAUCGGAGCGAAAUUUCACGAUUUUCAAAUUCAAAUUCAAAAUUUUUGCGGAUUUCCACUAAUCGUAAGUUUCAAAAUCUCAUAAUUUAAUUUUCAAAUAAUAAUUUUUGAUAUUUUUUCAGGUCGAAGUCUGGAAAACCCUGGAAUUUUGAGAAAUUUGGAUUCAAAAAUAUCAAAUUUUGAAAAUCGGAAGAUACUGUAGUGGAUUCCUGGAGGCUUCAACAAAAAAAAUCAAUAAAAAACAAUUUUUUAUUCAACAUUUUUCAAAUUUUUUGCUCAUUUAUGAUGUUUUGAUUCAAAACAUCGAGCUCUGCACGGGAUUUUGGAGCUCCUGCAGAGCUUUUUCGUUUCUCAUUUCUUAGCUUGGGGGUUUUGGGGAUUUCUGGGCCCGCUGAAUUCAAGAAAUUAAUUUUGUUUUUUUCAGAUUCGCCUUCAACUUCUCAACAUUUUGCUGGCCGAUGGAUGUGGUUUGAUUUUUUCACGCUUUUGCCCGGAGAAAAUCCGAUUUUUUAUUUCAGAUCAACCAAAUGCGCUCCAAGGACAACAAUUUGGUUACGGUAAGUAUUUAUCUCAAAAUUUAAAAAAAAAAAUAAAUUAGAAAAUCUAAAAAGAAACUAAUAAAAUUCAGAAAUUUCUUUUUUUUAAAUUAGAAAAUCAUGAAAAUUCUGAAUUUUAUUAGUUAUUUUUUGGAAUUUCAGUGGAAAUGCGGAAGCUAUGCCCAAUUUUUGAAUUUUUAAUUAAAAACUUAUUUUUUUUAUUACAAAAUUCAAUUUUUUAUUCCAGGUUAGCUGUCAUCAAAUGUGCUCCAUUGGACAAUCAAAUUAAUGGAUACGGUAAGUAUUUAUAAUAAAAUAAAUUAGAAAUUCUGAAAUAUUCAAAAAGAAACUAAUAAAAUUAAGAAUUUUCUUUUUUUUAAUUAGAAAAUCAUGAAAAUUCUGAAUUUUAUUAGUUAUUUUUUGGAAUUUCAGUGGAAAUGCGGAAGCUAUGCCCAAUUUUUGAAUUUUUAAUCAAAAACUUUUUUUUUUAUUCAAUAAAAUCCAUUUUUUUUUUCCAGGUUAGCUGCCAUCAAAUGUGCUCCAUUGGACAAUCAAAUUAAUGGAUACGGUAAGUAUUUAUAAUAAAAUAAAUUAGAAAUUCUGAAAUAUUCAAAAAGAAAUUAAUAAAAUUCAGAAUUUUCUUUUUUUUAAUUAGAAAAUCUUGAAAAUUCUGAAUUUUAUUAGUUAUUUUUUGGAAUUUCAGUGGAAAUGCGGAAGCUAUGCCCAAUUUUUGAAUUUUUAAUUAAAAACUUAUUUUUUUUAUUCAAUAAAAUUCAAUUUUUUAUUCCAGGUUAA